CAACUCUCUAUCCUUUGAGCACAUCCCCAAUUCUAACACUCAACACACUCUUUUUUCUUCAUACCUUCCUAUGCAAUCCAUACCAGUCACCAAUUUCAUCCGAAAAUGACUCAUCAAGAGAGCAACAUAUCCCAGGGCGGUGAGGGCCAUGGCCUUGUCGACGGAGUCGCAGCUCUAUCUGUCACUUCGCCCAACGCAGCGUUCGGAAAUGGUAGCAAAGAACCUGCGGACUCAGCCUCGCAAUUAUCCCAAGAGACAGGAAACCCAGCUUCAGUACAAUCACGCACUCCCCGGCCGCUAUGGAAUACCCCAGAAGGCAGGAUCGCAGGGUAUCGACGCAUGAUCGAGAAGAAUCGUGCUCCAGACCAGCGUGCUAAUGUUGAGGCACUGAUCCGCUAUUAUGAAGAGGGAGGCAAAGUUCCUGAAGGGCAGGAAGAGGUGUGGGCAAUUGACGGGGAGGCCUCCUUUGGUAUCAGAGACUACAGGACAAAUCCUGACCAGAGACCCGAGGGAUGGGAGUCUAAGCUUAGGUUUUGUGAUUCCUCAAAGUACUAUCAAAUUAACCGAGUUAGUGAGCCCGAUUCCAGGCUUGCUGAUGCGGAAGGGAGGGUUAUUUUGUAACAAGAUUGGUCUUAUAAUCGGCGAGAAAGUAGAAAUUGAGGUGGAUUGACAAUCUAUCUGGAUUCGUUCUCAUUUUGUAUACCCUAGGGUAUGUACAAAGAGAUACAUUGACAACCUAUCACUGACACAUAUGGCGAUUACGGAGAUGAAGGACCUGUCCUCAACGAAACAUGAGCUGGACUGCUGAGAGAGAAAUCUGAAGCGAGUGUGUCCAGCGACAGCGAAGGUGACGAAUAUCAUGUGUGAGGAACCUGAAUCAAUAUCGUGUGUG
This is a messenger RNA of Diaporthe batatas, 892 nucleotides long. RefSeq lists its product as uncharacterized. The coding region runs from base 106 to 621 and encodes 171 amino acids. The record is from RefSeq and is a predicted model, not a curated record. The transcript is spliced from 2 exons. Lineage: Eukaryota; Fungi; Ascomycota; Sordariomycetes; Diaporthales; Diaporthaceae.